Salvia hispanica is the source of this 993-nucleotide messenger RNA. RefSeq names its product Polyketide cyclase/dehydrase and lipid transport superfamily protein (gene PYR1). Gene Ontology annotation, molecular function: signaling receptor activity; protein phosphatase inhibitor activity; abscisic acid binding. Gene Ontology annotation, biological process: abscisic acid-activated signaling pathway. The record is from RefSeq and is a predicted model, not a curated record. Gene Ontology annotation, cellular component: cytoplasm; nucleus. Lineage: Eukaryota; Viridiplantae; Streptophyta; Magnoliopsida; Lamiales; Lamiaceae.
GAAGGAAAAUACACACUUCUCAAAUUCAACUCUAUUUUCAGAUUAAUUAACAAAUCUCUCUCUCUCUCUUCAGUCUUCCCCAAUUCCAUGGAGCCAAUCGAAGAUGCGAUUAAACAGCCAGCAUCAGAAUCAACUGCGGAAUCGCACCACGUAGCAGUUCCUCCGGGGCUGACACCGGAGGAGUUCGAGGAUCUCAAACCCGCGGUGGCGGAAUUCCACAAUUACAGGGUCAACGCCGGCCAAUGCUCCUCCAUACUGGCGCAGCGCGUCCAUGCGCCUCCGCAGGACGUCUGGUCCAUCGUCCGCCGCUUCGACAAGCCGCAGACGUACAAGCACUUCAUCAAGAGCUGCAGCGUGCGGGAGGGCUUCACCGUGCGCGUCGGCGAGCUGCGCGACGUCGCCGUCAUAUCGGGGCUGCCGGCGGCCACCAGCACCGAGCGCCUCGACAUCCUCGACGACGACCGGCGCGUGACCGGAUUCAGCAUCAUCGGCGGGGACCACCGCCUCAGGAACUACCGAUCGGUGACGUCCGUGCACGAGCUCCCCGGCGGAAACUCCACCAUCGUGCUGGAGUCGUACGCGGUGGACGUGCCGGAGGGGAACACGGAGGAGGACACGCGCCUCUUCGCCGACACGGUCGUGAAGCUCAACCUCCAGAAGCUCGCAUCCGUCGCCGAAGCUAGGGCUACAAUCGAUUGAAUUUACAGUAGCUAUCAACGAUCGAUCUGCACACAAUUUCUGCGAUUCGAAAUCUGGAAAUAAGAUUCGAAGAAAAAGGACUUAAUAUUGGGGUUUUUUGAGUCUUGUUUGGAACUAGUUCAUCUCUUUCUUUUGUUCAUUGAUUGCUGUGUGAAAUUUGAUUUUUGGUGGAUAUUGAUCAAUAAUUGGCGCUUCAAAAACUACUUUCUUCCAAAGGGGAAAAACAACAUUUGUAAUUGUAAUAUUGGCGAUUGGAGCAAAUGAAAUUGGAGAAUUUGAGGCUGUCGACAUCAA